Molecule: messenger RNA, 2399 nt
Organism: Diospyros lotus (date-plum)
Lineage: Eukaryota; Viridiplantae; Streptophyta; Magnoliopsida; Ericales; Ebenaceae
Exons: 2
Coding region: 280-2247 (655 amino acids)
Molecular function (GO): protein binding
Source: RefSeq, a predicted model, not a curated record
AACUGCUUGGCCGUCAGACACACUCUCUCUCUUUCUUGUUUCCGUCGCCAACGACAAAGGAAACUUUCUCUGCAACUUCUGGUGCUUGUUGUUUUCUUUGAAUUUUUUUCUCCACCAUAGAAAAGCAGCCAACCCAAAAAUCCUAAACAAGUGGUUCGUUUCGUCAUCGUAUCAUCCUCCCAAUCUUCAAAACAAAAUUCUGUCUUUUCUUAAGUAAACUCAAACUGGGUUUGCUUCUUUGAUCAUAUUCUUAUCGGAAAGCAGCAAUUUUGAGUUCGAAUGCCUCCUGAUUACUUGCCUCUAAGGUGGGAAAGCACUGGUCAAAAAUGGUGGUACGCAUCUCCAAUAGACUGGGCGGCCGCCAAUGGCCACUAUGAUCUGGUGAGGGAGCUCCUCCACCUCGACACCAAUCUCCUCAUCAAGCUCACCUCCCUCCGCCGCCUUCGCCGCCUCGAAACGGUCUGGGACGAUGCGGCACAGUUCAGUGAAGCCGCUAAAUUCCGGUCCCAGGUGGCCCGGAAACUCCUCAUUGAAUGCCAAACAAGUUCCGGCCACAACUCUCUCCUCGGAGCUGGCUAUGGCGGCUGGCUUCUCUAUACUGCUGCCUCAGCUGCGGAUGAGGGAUUUGUCAAGGAAUUGCUUGACAGAGACCCGUUUCUGGUGUUCGGAGAGGGGGAAUAUGGGAUUACUGACAUGCUUUAUGCUGCUGCUAGGAGCAAGAAUUCAGAGGUUUUCAGGGUCUUGCUUGAUUUCUCAGAGUGGCAAGGGGGGGAGAUUGGUUCUGGUUUCGGGUGGGAGAUGAAGAAUAGGGCCGUUCAUGCUGCGGCUAGAGGGGGGAAUAUGGAGAUUUUGAGGGAGCUCUUGGGGGAUUCUUCUGCCAGUGUUUUGGUUUAUAGAGAUGCUAAGGGAUCUUCGGUGUUGCAUACAGCUUCUGGCAGAGGGCAAGUUGAGGUGGUCAAAGACCUAUUGGCGUCCUACGAUAUCAUCACUGCAACAGAUAACCAAGGGAACACAGCACUAAAUGUGGCUGCUUACAGGGGUCACUUGGCUGUGGUGGAGGUUCUAGUUAUGGCAUCUCCCUCGGUUGCUCUCAUAACCAACAAUUAUGGAGACACUUUUCUUCAUAUGGCAGUGGCUGGUUUCCAGAGCCCGGGUUUUCGGCUACUGGACCAGCAAUUUGAGCUUGUGAAGCAGUUGGUUUGUGGAAACUUUGUAAGCAUGGAUGAUUUUAUCAAUGUUAGGAACAAUGAUGGAAGAACUGCCCUUCAUAUGGCUGUUGUUGAGAACGUUAUGUCUGACCUGGUGGAACUGCUCAUGACUGUACCUUCAAUUAAUUUGAACAUCCGCGAUGCCGGUGGCAUGACCCCGCUUGAUCUCCUCAAGCAGAGGCCACAAUCAGCUUCUUCCGAAGUUCUUAUCAAGCGGUUGAUCUCAGCUGGAGGGAUUGCCAACUCUCAGGAUUAUGCGACAAGAAGUGCCCUCGUCUCCCAUCUGAAAAUGCGGGGUACUGGAGUCAGCCCUGGAACCUCUUUUCAAAUCCGAGAUUCAGAGAUAUUCUUGUUCACUGGUAUGGGGAAUGCAUAUAAUGCCACCUGCAAUCGUGCAAGUACAGAAUACAGUACCUGUUCUAGUGAACUUAAUAGCUUGAACUCUCCUGCUGCCUCAAACUCACUGGAUGGUAGGAAAUCUGGCACUGUUAGUUAUGCCGCAAAGCAGCUGAAGAUUCUCCUGAAAUGGCCGAGAAAGGGAAGAAAAGCCGGGGAAGAUGAUUCUUCGGAAUCAUUCAGAAGUGGAAACUGGGAAGACAGUCCAACCCCACUUCGACAGAGGUAUUCCAAAAAGUUAUCCCUACCAAACAACAAAAGGAUACUCUGCGACAGAAACAGUUUUCCAAGUCCAUCCACCAAAAAGAAAUUUUCUGCAACGCUGAUGCACGGUGUCAUUCAGGCUGGGCCAAAAUUGGUUGUUCAAUCACAAUCAAGUUCUUUCUCAGAAUCAUCCGACUCUUCAACUGUCCCAGUUGAUAAACAAAAGGGAACGGGCAUGGAGAACAAAAUUGAAGAAUCCAGUGGCUCAAAUCAUUCCUUUAAUGGUGAAAAAUUUCGGAUCAACCACAAACAGAACUCCUUUAGCAAGAGGUUGAUGAACAAGUAUUUGUGCUUUGGCGCACAGAGCCUGUCCAUGGAAGAUUCAGUUUCCUGCAGUCAAUCACAUUGGAGUUUCAAGCGCUCUUCUUUAGUGGCUUGAACUGGAGGUUUGAAUGAAAUCACAACACCCUAGAGUUUCAUUAAGCUCUGUAAAUGCCUUUUAGCUUUUCUGGUAACCUUUUGGCUUGUUCAAUUUAUGCUAGAUCCCUGUGCUCGAUGGUUAUUAAUGCUAUGCUUUUCUCUACCAAUAAA